CAUAUCACUACAUUUGUCUUAACCAUACAAAACCUGCCUUUUGCCAGUUUUUAUUUACGGACUGUGGACGUUAUAAAUUUGUUAAAGGUGCAUCUAUUAUUGGUUAACGCGCAAAAGUAAUUAAAGAAUCGAAUUUGGUACAGGCGUUUACGUACAGUUCGUUUUCGAACGAGCUUUUUGCGACGCGUUUUGCAAUAAGUUUUUUUAACCCGUUUUUGUACACUUAUCUAUUUAUUUAUUUGUCUCUUGUCCUUUAGUUGUUUUUUAUCUCUUCGUUUCUCUCUGUUUUUUCUCUAUCAUGUCGUUCGUUCUCAAAGACUGGAGUUCUCGCUUUUCAGACUCGUUCAAGGAACGUGCUGUGUCGUUGCUUUCAAGCACUUUAAACAAGGGAAGCACACAUUCUAUGAUUGCCGAUCGGAUUACGGUCAAGGAGUUAAACAUGGGCACAAUUCCCCCCGAUUUGGAAAUACUUGAAAUAGGGGACUUGGCUUCAGAUCGGUUUCAGGGCCUUUUCAAUUUGCAUUAUGCUGGUGAUGCGUACCUCGUGCUUCAGACGAAAGUGCAGGCAAACCCCUUGUCCGUAAAACAGACACCUUUCCCUGGUCUUACCAGUCGGCGUGAUAUGCUUGCUGCUCGUGCGCCGUUGACGGUGCCCAUGUACCUUCGGUUGUCCGAAAUCAAAUUAAAUGGAAUUGUAGUCCUUGUAUUUUCGAGACAAAAAGGCGUCACAAUGGUAUUUCGUAAUGAUCCGUUGGAGUCGUUGAAGGUUUCGUCUUCAUUCGAUUCAAUUCCUGCCAUUGCUAGGUUUCUCAAACGGGAAAUUGAGGUGCAGUUAACGUCGCUGUUCCAGGAAGAGCUGCCGGCCAUUAUAUACAAAUUGUCUCGGUAUUGGUGUGCUCACAUGGAGUCCCCCUUCAGCAUGUCCUCUGUGAUUUCUCGACCGCCAUCCCAGCAGCGUGUUUCUCGUUCUGUUCCGGAUGUAAUCGAAACACCGCCUGACUACAACGAGUCGACAAAGCUUGACACGAACUCACCUGUUAAAAUUGGACCACUUUCCACGACAACUCAUCCGAAUCUCCUGGCAAUCGCUUCCCUGGUCACGUCUCGUAGAAGUCUUGCCCCCAACGCUUCUCCAUGCAUACCCAUGGCCGUUUACCGUUCUUCAAAUCUUGAUACCCUGAACAGCCAGAUAGUCCAAACGGAGGACGGUGCAUUACCGGCAUCACAAUCUCCCACAUUGCAGUUUUCCCGCUUGGAGAACUCCAAUGAAUCCAAAUUUCCGACUCCGAAAAAUGCCAGCGCUACUCCCGCUGCCUCCAUCUUUGGUCAUUCUGAUUCUUCUAAACGGCGUCGUGAGCGGAAAAAGAAGCAUCAUUUUGUUAAAGUAUUCAAUAGGGCUUCUGGAGAAAAACAUAAAGAGAAGGAAACCAAACAGGAUGUUAUAGAAAGUGCUGAUAUCAAAAUCUCUACUCCUGCAAAUGAAUUAUCGAAGAUAAAAGAUAAAAUCAUUAGUAAACAAGGGCAAGAACAAUUUGCAAAGUCCUUGAGCCGGAAAGCUGCUUUGGACUUAGCGAUGUUUUCGCAUCGGGACUGUGCACCCUUUGCGAUAAAGUUGAAUGGACUGCAAUGGUACAUUCACUCAAAAGUUAUGCUGUAAAUGCAAAAAAAAAUACGUCUGUCCUGUUCAUGAUUAUCACCAGACCAUUAUUUAAACGCAUCUGCAUUUUUACCGUCGUCUCCUCCCCAUUUGUUAUUAGGGGUAUGUAUAAUAUAACACAAUUUUUUCACCAAAUGCACACAUGCGAAUAUACUUUUAAACCUAAUGUAUUGUUGUUGCGAAGAAUACUGAUGUGCUAAUACUACCUGCUUAUGGUUGCCUCAGUGCUUGAAUUGCGCUAGUGAUAAAAAUGCCGUGGUGAAUAAUUGAGAAUGUGACCAGUGUUAUAAACGUAGAGAUCUUGUCUUCUCUGCGAUGCGUGGUAUUCUGUUUCUUGUCAGUUAGAACAUAAUGUUUAUGAUUUGCGCGUUUUCUCCAAGUAUGGAUUUCCGACCAUGACGACCGUAGUUUUGAGGACGAUUUUGUGCGCGUAAAUCAGUGUAUGCAUCGGGAGCGCUUGGAUCAAUAUCACGCUCGUUGUUCACGGGGUUGUUCCGCAUAUUUUGAUCGAAGGAUACGGUAUUUGCAUUUUCGUUUGAAAAUGUGUUCAUGGUCGCACUGUCCCACGGGCUUGGAAAAGGGACGUUCAUGAAGCUAUUGCUUUUAAAAAUGUGUUCCUCGCUUAGAGCAACAUUCUCAAUCUCUGGCUUCAGUGACCAUUCCUCCUCAAACUUCUUUUGGACUUCAAUAGACUGAGGUUCAACAAGGCGGAUCUGAACAGUCUGAAAGUCAUUGUAUGCGUUUAGUGUGUUUGCUGCAGUUUCGGUGUCCAUAAGUCCUUUCUGUAGGAAAUAUGGGAUAAGUUCGUCCGAAUUUCGGAUUGACUUCGUGUCAUAUAUCACUUUAAGCCAAUUCGCUGCCGCCUCUUGAAUGUCAAUUUCUUCUUCCAUAAAGGGCAAUCUAGGUCUGUAGCUUUUCACCGUUAAUUCUUCCGAUGAUAAUUUAAGUUGGUAAUAAUGUGCGCCAACAUGUACAGUAAAUCCAUGAUUAGCAACAACGCUAGUAAUGUCCGAUGGAUCAAUCAUGUAAAGUAUAGGAAGGCCAAUUUUGCUGUCGGCAAAUUCAGCAAUGCCUUCAUAACCGGACAUCGUAUUGUAUUGGUAAUACAGAUAGUCUCCAAGCUUUUGCCAAAUAAACUGCGUUGUCACAGAAUCGAAAAACGAGCUUAAAUAACAAUGGGAAACAAGUUUAGACACAGUAAAUACAGUAUCUUUUUCCCAGACGCGUCUGUCUGCAUCAGCACA
Molecule: messenger RNA, 2901 nt
Organism: Schizosaccharomyces japonicus yFS275
Lineage: Eukaryota; Fungi; Ascomycota; Schizosaccharomycetes; Schizosaccharomycetales; Schizosaccharomycetaceae
Product: outer membrane protein Mdm34
Exons: 1
Coding region: 299-1657 (452 amino acids)
Biological process (GO): mitochondrion organization
Cellular component (GO): membrane; ERMES complex; mitochondria-associated endoplasmic reticulum membrane contact site
Molecular function (GO): lipid binding
Source: RefSeq, a predicted model, not a curated record